AUGGCGACUUACCUCGCGGACCGGCAGCUCCAGGACGUCAGGUUGUCUGCUUGGUACGGGCUCUCCUUCCAUGAGUCUACGGAUCGUGCCCGCGGCAAGCAUUUGAUCGUUUACGCGACUUUCGAGCGAACCGAGUCUGUGGUUGACAUCACGGAGGUGAAGAACCAUGUGGACAAGGUGAAGACGAAGCUCGCGCAACGCUAUGUCGAGCCCGACGCAUCGCACGGGCAGAAGGACUCUCGCCUGGCUAAGUUCAUCGCUCAACGUGGCAGCCAGGAGAAGCGCACCAUUGAGAUCAAGGGAGUCGAUGACAGCGGCAAGCAAGCGACCACCAAGGUCACGCUCCACGAGGAGAAGAUCGGAGAAGGCGCGGGAAGUGACCUGGGGUCUUGCAAGGACCUUGCCAGGCGGUUCUCGCAGAUCCUGAUAUCUCGGCUGUAG
Molecule: messenger RNA, 441 nt
Organism: Closterium sp. NIES-65
Lineage: Eukaryota; Viridiplantae; Streptophyta; Zygnematophyceae; Desmidiales; Closteriaceae
Source: the annotation of a GenBank genome assembly